AUGUCAAGUGGGCCACAAAGGAAGUUGCAAGUUGCAUCGCCGACGGCCACCUCAGCAUCCACGCAGAUCUUUCGUUCGUUGUCCUCCGAGAGUCAGAAAAAUGAUUGGUCCAAACGUUUGUCACUGCGUGGAAUGCGUAGAGGUGGUAGCGCCGGGAGCAGCAACACCAGCAAAGAGGAACCAAAGCACAAGCAUAAAUUCUUUAAUCGCUCCUCAUCGCUGAAGCAAGCGAGCGCGCCGAAGGGUACUUUGGAACUUCAAACUCCAUCACAGCAGUCACAUCAACAAUUAUCGCAACAAAGUUCCGCGGCGACACCGAAAAAAUCCAAUUGGGAGGUAAUCGAACACUUCAAUACGAGCACCACCAAAGGUGGAAAGGCUGUUGUGAGCAGUAGUCUAAUAGCGGCUGGCAUAACACGCUGCAACAUAGAUGAAUCAAUCGAUUCCACCAAUUCCAGUUCAACAUGCCCAAGCCCCAUGGUUUAUCAGCGUGACGAAGCACAUUUGCUGCAACAAAAUUCCGAUUCGAUGGAUGGUCGUAACACAGAGGUGGGCAGUAAUGCGGCGAAUGGCCCUGGAGGUGGUGGUGCUGGUGGCCUCAGUCCGACAAUUUCAUUUUGGUUUCGAUUGAAUCGGGUUAUCCUGCGGCUAUGUACAACACAUCAAUUUAAAAAUCUACAGGUGGAAAUGCUUUAUCAGCGUUAUUUUCUGCGCAUGAAUCAGAGUAAUACGACACACAUUUUGGCGUUGCUGCUGGCGUUGAUAGUGGCUUUGUCGAGUGCACAAAUUGUGUUCACCACAUUGCAGAUACGUCGCAACACGGCUGCAACAAUUUUUGCCACAACGAACGAUACGACGAGCAACAAUGUGGUUAAUGGUAUGCAAAGUGAAAGUGGCAAUAGCGGUGAAAGCGGCAAUGGAGUCAGUAAUGGCAGCAUAAUAGCCGCAACCUCAGUCUUGCCAUUAACGGAAAUGGGCUAUCGGCAGGUGACGACGGCAGCGGCAGCGGCGACGGCUGCACAGCUCUUAAGCCAACAACCAGCCGCAAGUGGCGCUGCUCUGAGCAGACGCUCAACAUUACCGGUAGUGGAACACAUUAUUGCCGGCGAUGUUGUCGAUGGCUUAGGCACGACAACGAAAAUUAGCGCACAACAUUUUGUGGCAAGUGCGGCAUUCAAACAAACUCCCACAACAACGCCCACAGUAUUACCAGCUACAUUACCACCAUUACGCCCAUUUACCACUAUUGCACCGCCUAUUUCCACAAAAUCAUCAACUUAUCUGCCCUAUGCGGCGCAAGACUGGCGUGACCCGCAAGUUUUUACCGCUCCACUGCUGACGUUCACACAUCAUGGCAGCCAGCAGCUGCAUAGCCUGGGAGCGCACGCCGCACACGUCGCGCACGCUGUCAACUGGCGGGCGAGUUCUUCGCAGUUGCGGCGACUACAACCGCCUGUAGCAUUUAAACGCCUUAAGCGCAAAUAUCAUCAUACUCAUUGGCCGAAGUUACAUCGCUUCAAGCGUUCCAGAUUGAAAUCAUUACAUCACAACGAGAAGAAGACACAGAAACCUAAUCAAAUAUCAAGAUUAGAGCCCUUCCAUACAAGCACAAGCAAAAGGGUAGCGAAAGAAGGCCAAACUGCGAAAAUGACGCGAAGUAAACGAAAUCACAGCCACUUCGUGCGUAUGCCUUGGAAUGUGAUAACUUUGUCACACCAACAACUUCCUGCGAUAUCAAGAUAUAUAAUUGCGCCGAUGGGGGUAGACCACCAACAGGAUGCGCGCUUAGCUUCAGCCGCUAAAAGUAGCCAACAAUUGACAAGAGUGCUUGCGUUAAGUGAAGCGGAAAUGGAAGCGGAAGCCGCAACGAAUGAUGGCGCAGAUUUCCCAGAAGCUGAAGAAAACAAUGAAAAGAUUUAUAACAACAGCAACUACAAUAAGAAUAUGAACCAUUAUCAGCGGCAUACGGCACGUAUUGUUGACGAAGCUGAAUUCAAUGUGCGAAGCAAUAGAGAUGUGACGCCGGCAACGAAGACAACGAAGACAACGCUGACAACGACGACGAUAAGCCAACAAACCGCAGUUGCGCAUGAGCUGGACAAUGCAACAACAAUCAAAUUUGCGAUGACAACAACAAGCAUACCAGUGCUUGCCAACAAUGGUUGGGGUAACAAACACACUGUCAAUCUACUUGCUACGAAGGCCUCAUUGGAGCAACAACAAGUCGAGUUAACGGCACUGCCCGACGAUGUGGAAGAAAUCACAGCUGCACCAACUGUUGUCACAUUCCCCGGAUUGCGUCUGAUGUUGCAAGUUUUGUCAGCGAUUGAUGAACGUGUGCUGGUCUUCCUUGCGGUGAUGACUAUUUGUGUGCUUAUAUAUGCAUCUCUUCUGUGUAUUCUCUCGAAGCCAGCGAUGAAUGAAAUCUUCUUAGUGCUUGUGUCCUAUGUUAUUGUCGGCACCUUUGUUGCCAUUGAAAUUGCUGUGGGUUAUGCAACAUUGCCAAGCAAAUCGUACAACGGCAGUUCCUGUUGUGUUGUCUUCAUCUACAUGACUUAUACAAUGUUGCCGCUACGUCUACGCGAGGCACUCAUCGGUGGCAUUGUGCUGUCCUGCAUGCACAUCUACACCAGUCUACGCUACACUGAAACAACAAUACAUUGGCAGGAGUUGCUCUGCAGCCUUUUAGCAUUAUUCCUCUCCAAUCUGACAGGCAUUUAUACGCAUUGGCCCAAGGAGAAGGCGCAACGGAAGGCAUUUAUCGAGACACGGCAAUGCAUUGAGGCGCGUUUGCGUACGCAGCGUGAAAAUCAGCAACAGGAACGUCUGCUGUUGUCGGUGUUGCCGCGUCACGUUGCCAUGGAAAUGAAGGACGACAUUGCAGGGCAGCCGCGUGAUACGCAAUUUCACAAAAUCUACAUACAACGACACGAAAAUGUCAGCAUACUUUUUGCGGACAUUUGCGGCUUCACCAGCCUCUCUGAUCAAUGCACCGCCGAAGAAUUGGUUCGGUUGCUUAACGAACUUUUUGCCAGAUUUGAUCGAUUGGCAGCUGAGCAUCAUUGCCUGCGAAUCAAACUUUUGGGUGAUUGUUAUUACUGUGUAUCUGGCUUGCCCGAGCCACGGCCGGAUCAUGCACAUUGUGCCGUGGAAAUGGGUUUAGACAUGAUUGAUGCGAUAGCGCUUGUUCGUGAGGUGAUGGCUGUCAAUGUUAAUAUGCGUGUUGGCAUACACACCGGACGUGUGCAUUGUGGCGUACUGGGCUUGGUCAAGUGGCAAUUUGAUGUGUGGUCGAAUGAUGUGACACUAGCUAACCACAUGGAAAGCGGCGGCAUACCUGGACGCGUUCACAUCACCAAGGAGACACUCAAGUGUUUGGAUGGCGAUUACGAAGUGGAGGAGGGCAAAGGUGCCGAACGAAAUACAUAUCUGAAAGAUCAUCAAAUCGAAACUUAUCUCAUAGUGCCAGGUGAUAUUUAUCGACCGCACAAGAAAUCACGCAACCGACUGCAGGUGAAUGGCAACAUUUCCAAGGAGCUGCGGAUGAUGGGACACGCUGGCACACAGAAGAAUGCCUCCAAAUUUGGCUUUGGUGACAGCGCGGAAGGUGCUAAAGAUCCAGAGGAUGAAGUGAAUGAGUAUUUGAUGCGUGCGAUAGAUGCACGUAGCAUUGACCAUUUACGUGCGGAGCAUUGUCAGUCGGUGUUUUUGUCCUUCAAGGAUGAUGAGCUGGAGAAAAAGUACGGAUCGGAGCCAGAUCGUAUGCUGAGUGUGUAUUUCUAUUGCAGUUUUAUUGUACUAGUCACCACUACCGGUAUUAGAUUUUCAGCGUUUAAACCGAAUUUACUCACCAUCACCACUUCAUGUGCAACAAUUGUUAUCGUCAUGCUAAUUUCACUACUCGUCGCCGCUCAUGUGAUAAAUAUGAAUCUACCGAUUGGCAUCAAGAGAUUCUCUUCACGCAUACACAGCAAUCGCCUGCUAGCACAGUGCUUUGCUUUUUUAACAGUCACACUGAUUGCCUUGACAACGAUCUCUACCAUGAGCAAUGUGAUAGUGUGUGUAUACUGUUUGCGUCGAUACCGAAUUUUUCGGAGUUCUAUGUUGAAUUAGAAGGUAAUAAUGAGGGCGUGGAAUGUUUGCGUCUACUCAACGAGAUUAUCGCCGAUUUUGACGAGUUGCUAAGUGAGGAACGUUUUCGCUACAUUGAAAAGAUUAAAAGUACUGGUGCAACAUAUAUGGCCGCUUCUGGUUUAACGGCAAAUACUUGUAAUCAAGUGAACUUUUGUCAUGUUACCGCUAUGGCAGAGUAUGCAUUGCAAUUAUUUGAUAAAAUCGAAGAGGUUAAUACACAUUCGUUCAACAAUUUUCGGCUGCGUAUAGGUAUAAAUAUCGGGCCUGUUGUGGCUGGUGUUAUUGGAGCGCGUAAGCCGCAAUAUGAUAUUUGGGGAAAUGCCGUAAAUGUGGCGUCACGCAUGGACUCUACUGGGUUGCCAGAUCAUAUACAGGUCACACAAGAGGUAUAUCAAAUUCUGGUCGGACGCGGCUUUGAGCUUACCUGCCGCGGUAGUGUUAACGUCAAGGGCAAAGGCUCUAUGAUUACAUACUUUUUGAAAGGAAAGUCAGCGCAGCUACCAGCGCUGGAGGCAAACCAUAUCAAUGCGAUGCCGAAGACAAUAAAUGAAGCAACUGGCACUGCAGCAGCUGUGGAGGCCGAGAAAAAUAAUAAGAAUAUUGAUUUGGCUAAUUGUGGCACAGUGAUAUCGCCCAUCAAAGAAAGCACAAAGCCACUAUCUGACACCCAACUAGAAGAGAAAAAGUCUGAGUUUAUAUCAUCUCCACCACAAGUAUCAGCGGAGGAGGCAGCACCACUUUCCUCGUCUCCUCCAAUCGAUCAAACGAACAAAGUCAUCACAGACUCUGGCGACGAUCUCUCACCCGAUUCGGAGCUAAAUUCCUACAUGCAGAGUGCCACCGCACAGCGCCGAAAGUCGCUCUGCCGCCAACACAACAUAUCCUCCUCCUUUGGCAACACAACCAGCUCUAGUUCUGCACUCACGCCCUCAGCACUCUCAAGCAGUUCGAGCGUGGUUACUAUAGCCAUUUUACCAGCAAUUGCCAAAGCUGGCUCCUCGUCCAUGGAGAACUCCAUGGAGGGUACUAUGGGCAGCAGCUCAAUGAAUACCACCACAUCUGCCAACUCGACCAGCGGGCGCAGCAACAGCCAACCGCGUACCUGUGUCGAUGAACUGAAGGAGGCAUUCAAAGAUGAAAACGAAAAGCCACCACUCAAAGACUCAAUUGAAAAUCUACAAAUUUUACUACAAAAUAAUAUCAGCCUUUCGGAUCUCAGCAAUAAGCAGCAAUUGAAUCUACGAUCAAGCGAUGCCAAAAUGCAGCAACUGAAAAAGGAAACCAUUGUCACAUUCCGCACGGAGACCGCUGCACGUCGACAACGCAAAUCAAUUACAACGAUCGCUACGACAAUGCAGCUACGCAGCUUUGACGAAUAUAUUACAUCUGGCACAAGUACAACCACCACAGGUGUGCUCAGCAGUGCGCAAAGGUUGAAUGAUGGCGCGCCAAAAGGUGACAACGACAAUGACGAUGAAUAUAAUAGAGUAGUUUGUAACGGCGUAAAUCAACGCCCGCACGACUGGUCCAAUCGUCUGGGGCUCGAUACGCAUCGCAGUCCUAUAAGAAGUUCACAGUCGAUGAGUCCCAUCGGAUUGGUGGGAAGCGAAGUGUUUGUGCUGCCCAAUAGCCGUAGCAUGAUUGUGUUCAGCAGCAGUGGCAGCAGCAGCAGUAGCGGCGGUGGCGGUGGCGGCGGUGGCGGCGCUGUUGGAAGUACGAGUAGUGGCAGCAGUGCGACGAGCGCCAACAACACCAUCGCUUAUAUGCUGCAGGAUGUGAGCACUUAA
This is a messenger RNA of Rhagoletis pomonella (apple maggot), 5921 nucleotides long. RefSeq lists its product as uncharacterized. Gene Ontology annotation, biological process: adenylate cyclase-activating G protein-coupled receptor signaling pathway; adenylate cyclase-inhibiting G protein-coupled receptor signaling pathway; cAMP biosynthetic process. Lineage: Eukaryota; Metazoa; Arthropoda; Insecta; Diptera; Tephritidae. Gene Ontology annotation, molecular function: adenylate cyclase activity. Gene Ontology annotation, cellular component: plasma membrane. The record is from RefSeq and is a predicted model, not a curated record.